Molecule: messenger RNA, 1095 nt
Organism: Dracunculus medinensis (Guinea worm)
Lineage: Eukaryota; Metazoa; Nematoda; Chromadorea; Rhabditida; Dracunculidae
Source: the annotation of a GenBank genome assembly
AUGAAUCGAGUUUGGCUCAUUUCACUUAUUAUAUGGUCAGUUUUAAACAACGUUACAGCCUAUCGAAAUAAGCACUAUGGUUAUGGUCAUAGUAAUUUCAAUGGUUGUCCUCAGUCUUCACCAUGUCCACGAGCUAGAUGCCCACCUCCACGAUGUCCUCCUCAUCCACCUUGUCCCACAUAUCCGCCAUCACCGCCUCCUCCGCCUUGUCUUCCUUUUGUUCAGCGAGUAUGUCCACCUCCUCCACCACCAUUGCCAUGUCCACCAAUAACAUGUCCAGCUCCUUUACCACCUCAGCCCUGUCCACCUGCCAAUUGUCCCGCAUUGCCACCUCCAUCUCCUUGCCCCGAGAUCAGUUGUCCAUUGCCGCCCCCACCAAUGCCGUGUCCAGCUCAGGAUUGCCCAUUCGUUGCACCACCUGCUUGUCCGCGACAAGAAUGUCCUCCACCACCACUGUGUCCGCAAGCAACAUGCCCGCCGCCCCCACCACCCCCUCCUUGUCCUCAACCUCAAUGUCCUCCACCACCACCACCACCUCCUUGCCCAGUGGCAAUUUCCAGACCAUGUCCACCUCCACCAUUACCCCCUCCUUGUCCAGAUCCUUUGCCUCCACCACCUUGCCCUAUGCCAACUUGUCUUCCAGCUCCUCCAUCAGAGCCAUGUCCUCCUCCACAGUGUCCACCACCACCUCCUCCACCACCCUGCCCUAUUCCAACAACCACUAUGUUACCUCCCUGUCCACCACCUCCACUACCUCCACCAUGUCCGCCGCCACCGAUUUGUGAGGUACUUUGCACUUUAUUUAUUAUUUAUAAACAUAAUUUUUAUUUAGAAAUCAUUAUUAUAUUACUCAAAGAAUAUUUUUCACCAAAUUAUGAGAAUUACGCCAAAAAUAUUGGAAAAUUUUGCGAAUUGCAGGAAAUCGUUGAGGAUAUUGGCGAAUCAAAACGAAAUAUAAAAGAAACGGCCCAAGAUGAGCUAAAGAAGCAAUUUAACGUGAUUUGCGCCACAACAGCAUUCUCUUAUGUUUUGAGUACUCAAAUAUACUGUCAAAUUUCGAAAUUUGAUGUCACGUGCCUAGCAUUCUCACAAUAA